AUGUCGGAACAGAGGCCACGCAGACAGGAGGAGUCCAACUCGGGCUUCAAGGGUGCCCUUCAGGGUCUUGCAAUCUUCUUGGUGGCCCAGUUUGCCAUCAACCAGUACAUGGGAAAUAAGGACAAGGCAGACACUCCCAGUGUGAAUUCUGGUGGUAUCCCCGCUUUUGCCGAUCGCCCCGAUCCCAGUGAAGUCGCCGAACGCAGUGCUCUCCCCGAGGUUAUCGCCCCGAUCUGGCCCUCCGACAGCGCUGUCGAUCUCAGCAUUUAUGUAACCCCCUCUAUCAUUGUGCCCAACUUUAAGUCGCCGGACGGUGUUCUUGUGGUGGACGAGAAGAACUUCACUAUUGGAAACUACAGUGAUACUCGCGAAAUCGACACCACCAUCAAAGUCCCAAAGCAGGUCCAACAGAAUGGAACUCUUUGGGCUCACUUCUUUUUGGCUCGCACCGGAUACCAGUUAGACCCCGCCGCUGAAAACUACAACACCGCUGAUGCAGUCCAUUUCCUCCGACCUCUAAACCAGUACCUUCCCAAGAAGAAGGUCAAGAAGCUGAAGAAUCUUCUGUCAGGCCCCGAGGACGAGCAAGACCAGGAGGAAGAUAACACCCCGGAUAUUUCAACUAUGUCAUACUACCACCCCAACUUCACCCUGUCCCUGAUCCCAGACUCCGGAACUCAGAAAUUGGCGCAGAUGAACCCCGCGGUUCGCCAGUAUGUGCAGCUGGAGCGCACCGGUGCCCGUGAUGCCAGUGGAAAGAAUGGAUGGUACUACCCGAUCGCUUUUGUCAACACCUUUUGGCAACUGAAGACCCACAUGACCGAGUUGAAUUCUACCGUCGAGACCGUGCCGUUGCAUAUCACUCUCAACAACAUGGCGAACUGGAAGUUCAACAUCCUCAGCAGUGUUGAUGAAGGCUCGAAGCAAAGUUCUCGCCAGGCUGCCUACGGCAAGCCCCUCCCGGUGGUGGAGAUGGAACCGAGUGGGAGAUGGUGA
Messenger RNA from Penicillium verrucosum, 996 nucleotides. RefSeq lists its product as uncharacterized. The transcript has 2 exons. The record is from RefSeq and is a predicted model, not a curated record. The coding region runs from base 1 to 996 and encodes 331 amino acids. Gene Ontology annotation, cellular component: membrane; endomembrane system. Lineage: Eukaryota; Fungi; Ascomycota; Eurotiomycetes; Eurotiales; Aspergillaceae.